Magnolia sinica is the source of this 2239-nucleotide messenger RNA. RefSeq names its product AMSH-like ubiquitin thioesterase 3. Gene Ontology annotation, molecular function: metal-dependent deubiquitinase activity; K63-linked deubiquitinase activity; protein binding. The coding region runs from base 733 to 2067 and encodes 444 amino acids. NCBI's taxonomy places the organism in Eukaryota, Viridiplantae, Streptophyta, Magnoliopsida, Magnoliales, Magnoliaceae. The record is from RefSeq and is a predicted model, not a curated record. The transcript is spliced from 15 exons. Gene Ontology annotation, biological process: protein K63-linked deubiquitination; protein K48-linked deubiquitination. Gene Ontology annotation, cellular component: endosome; membrane.
CGCCCCAUAUUAACCAUCGCGACGGACCAGAGUCUUCUUCCACAACAACCGUUGGUAAUAGAAAAGGCCAACAUUUCCACACCCAUUUUCUUCAGCAACACGUAUGCGACUCUCUCUGUAUUUCCCGCAGAGAAGAACUUUCCGUAGCCGUCCGAUCUGUCGUCUUCGCCGGAAAAAGGGAAGCCAUGAUGCCGAGGGCGAAGACCAUCAACAUCAAUGCAAGCGCCCAGAAAGUCGACGUGGACAAUCGGAUCCCCCUUCAAUUCUACUACCGGAUUGCCGAGAAUCUUCUCAAACAGGACAAUGGAACAGUGAUGUGAAAUACAACAGCAUGCUAGAUAAAGUAGACCUGAUCAAUGUGAUGUGGCCUCCAAGAUAUGGGUGCCGACUUUUCCAGCAGAAUGGUUUUCCUUCGAUCCCACUCACCAUCUCAUCCCAGAGAUGUUUUGCCGGCUUACCUAUAUAUAAGGGAGGCUGAGAUAGGUUUCUGGCAAACUACCAUGCCUACGACAAGUCCCGAGCAAGACAAAGCACCUUCUCACCCAAUCGCACCCCCCAUCGUCUCACUUUUGUCCUGAAACCACCUGAAAGCACCUGAGCACCUUAUGAAGAUUAUCGACUUGAGCAUGGUCUGCCAAGGAGUGUAUCAUUGGCAAAAUUAAGGCUAGUAUAUAUCGGGAGGAGAAGAAUCUCAUAGACCUGUAUAUUAUCCUUCUCAGAUUUUCGAGUUUGAUGUCCGAGACUAUACCACUCCAUCGAGAUUACCAGGUUUUGCUUCCAAAGGAAAAAAUCUGUUUCAGGAAGAAACUGGUGGCCGCUAUAGAAGAGUUAGAGUCUCUGAAGCCGGAUGUCCAAUGUCGAGUUAAUGAACUGAACAAAGGUCAUGUGGCUGAGCUUGAUGAGCGGGAAAGGAUUUCAUACAAUUCAGCUGCUGCUUUAGAGUGGCCACCUGUUAAUAAGCAAAUCCCUUCAAACCCUGAAAUUAAGCAGCCAGAUCCCUGUUCUAUCAACAAACCCAAUCAAUUUUUAUCCGCAAAUCCAGUGCUGAUUGACAAGCAGUUUCGGAAGCUAUCUCUCAAUGUACCUCAUCCAAAGGAGGAGACGUUGACCAGGCAUUCUAUUUUUGGCCCAAUGGGACUCUGGGGUCAGUGGCCGGGACCUGUUACUGGUAUAAGGGUCAAUUAUCCUAGCAAUGCUGACUUAACUUCAACUGGAAUUUCAGGCCAGAAUCAGGCUGGACAAUAUGGUCUUGUGGAAGUAAAAGACGAUGAUUCAGGAAGGGAUAGGUCUACCACUGAAUCUCCUCUCUCUCUGGAUGCAUUGUUGCUUCCUACUAAGAAGUCCUGUCCUCUGCCUAAUGAUGCUAAAUGGGAAGAUACUGUACUGUUGAACAAUAUCCAUCAGCCUUCGCCUCCUCCAGUGCUUGCUUAUGUACAGAAUGACUUACUUCCAAUUUCUCCAUCUAAAGUUGCUGAUCCAAGACCUGGGCCUUCAAGACCUUCAUUGGAUGGGAUUCAAGAUUCUAAUGCUUAUCAGCAUUUAUACAUUCCACCAAAGAUGAUGGAGGAUUUCUUGAGGAUGGCACAGACAAACACCGCAAAAAAUCUAGAAACGUGUGGAGUUCUUGCGGGUUCACUUAAAAACAGAAAGUUCUUUGUUACAACGCUAAUAAUACCAAAGCAGGAGUCGACUUCAGAUACAUGCCAGACAAUGAAUGAAGAAGAGAUAUUUGAUAUUCAAGACAAACUCUCACUUUUUCCUCUUGGUUGGAUUCAUACGCACCCAUCACAGUCUUGCUUCAUGUCCUCAAUUGAUCUUCACACUCAUUACUCAUAUCAGGUCAUGUUGCCAGAAGCAAUAGCAAUUGUUAUGGCACCCACGGACACAUCCAGGACCCAUGGCAUAUUCCAUCUCUCUGACCCGGCUGGCGUCACCUUGAUACGUAAUUGUCAACAGCGCGGUUUUCAUCCUCACGAACAACCUGAGGAUGGCAGCCCGAUCUAUGAACACUGUUCUCAUGUGUACAUGCACCCCAAUUUGAACUUUGAUGUAGUCGAUCUUCGGUAAUAUGCGGUCUCGGCAAAUUUUUUAGCGGCUAGAAACCUUGUAAUGAUGUUAAAAACUGCAGGAUUCCUACUAAAAGCUUGUUGGAGUUUAUUGUGUAGAAAAAACCUGAGCUUUGGUUUUUGGUUUUGAGCCACUGUGAAACAUGAGCUUGCAGGCUGGACCGUUGACACUC